AUGCAGAUGCUACGCGGCGAGGAGCAUCCGGACACUAUCUCAGCCAUGGCCAACCUCGCCAACACGCUGGGCGAUCAAGGCAAGCUGGCGGAGGCGGCCAAGAUAAAAUCGGAGGUUCUCGAUAAGAGGAGGCGGAUCCUAGGCGAGGAGCAUCCGUCCACUAUAUCAGCCAUGGCCAACUUCGCCAACACGCUAGGCGAUCAAGGCAAGCUGGCGGAGGCGGCCGAGAUGAAAUCGGAGGUCCUUGAUAAGAUAAGGCGGAUCCUAGGCGAGGAGCAUCCGGACACUAUCUCAGCCAUGGCCAACUUCGCCAACACGCUAGGCGAUCAAGGCAAGCUGGCGGAGGCGGCCGAGAUGAAAUCGGAGGUUCUCGACAAGAGGAGGCGGAUCCUAGGCGAGGAGCAUCCGGACACUAUCUUAGCCAUGAACAACCUCGCUAACACGCUAGGCGAUCAAGGCAAGCUGGCGGAGGCGGCCGAGAUGAAAUCGGAGGUUCUCGACAAGAGGAGGCGGAUCCUAGGCGAGGAGCAUCCGGACACUAUCUCAGCCAUGGCCAACCUCGCUAUCACGCUGGUCGAUCAAGGCAAGCUUGACGACGCUGCUUCUCUUUCGAAAUUUGCCUAUAUGCAGAUGGCAAAAGCUCCGGAGAUGGACUCGACGUCGAGAAUAUCCAGUGCCUCUAUGAAAUUCACCGUCAGCGUUACCAAGCGUUCCUCGAGAAUGGAAGUGCAGAUCGAAGUUUGA
Messenger RNA from Emericellopsis cladophorae, 744 nucleotides. RefSeq names its product TPR-like protein. Gene Ontology annotation, molecular function: protein binding. The transcript is spliced from 2 exons. The record is from RefSeq and is a predicted model, not a curated record. NCBI's taxonomy places the organism in Eukaryota, Fungi, Ascomycota, Sordariomycetes, Hypocreales, Bionectriaceae. Bases 1 to 744 code for a protein of 247 amino acids.